AUGUCUCAGCACAUCAUACACCCCCUCAGCCAACCUCCUGGAAGCGGGCCUCCGAUCGGUGCCCAUUUCACAUUCAGCGAAGGGCAAUUCGCUGAUCGGAUGAUUCGUGCGGAGUUGCAUGAGCUACAGAAGGCGGAUAUUGGAAGAAAAUAUACACACAAGGACCGCCGCUCACUUGAUCCGCCACCUGUGGUCCAAUUGAAGCUCUUCGAGAUCGUAGAUUCCACGUCCGCUACCGAAACGGAGAUUGCCGACUAUAAGGCCGUCGAAAUCGCUGGUCUUCUAUGUCACGUCGAUUUGUUCGCAGUCCGUUCAACUCCUCAAGCGGAUGCAGGACACAGCAUUCCCCUCCGGCCAGGUACGAGUAGAGUAUUGUCAAUCUCAUCGUCACCUCUGGACGCGGGGGUUCACGCUACUACAAAUGCCACUCAGUCCGAGGUGCUGACGCAUGUCAACGGUCAUCGAAUCACCGAGCAGUCAAUUUGCACUACUGCGUUGGUUGGAUCGACCGUCAUCGAGGCCACAAGCCUGGAGAGGGAAGGCAGUGAUACGCUGAUGUAUACCUUUUCGGUUUGUCCUUUCUCGGUCUGCGUCUCCAUAGUCCCGGCUGUGAGAUCGCGCACACACCUGAGCAUGGACCUAUCCGUGCGGCAAGAGGGCACCUUUAUUCUGCGCUAUCGUGUAUUCGACACGGUGUCGAUGGCAAGAGGAUCUGAAAGCGUUCCCGUCCUGGCGGAAUGCUACGGCGGUCCCUUCGAGAUCUUUCCGACCAAAUUGUUCCCAGGUCUUCGGCCUUCUACGGAACUCACGAGGGCGCGUAGCUUAUGCAAGCUGUUUCUUACAUGCCUAUCCUGA
Laetiporus sulphureus 93-53 is the source of this 855-nucleotide messenger RNA. RefSeq lists its product as uncharacterized. The record is from RefSeq and is a predicted model, not a curated record. The coding region runs from base 1 to 855 and encodes 284 amino acids. Lineage: Eukaryota; Fungi; Basidiomycota; Agaricomycetes; Polyporales; Laetiporaceae. The transcript is spliced from 5 exons.